GUCCAAUACCCGCCACUUGAUCACAUUCGUAUGGGGUGUGCAACAAUUACAGUAAAUGAUGGAGCGUUUUCAAAUAGUGUACGCAUUACAAAUACCGGUUGUGCAACAAAUCAAAUGGUAAACAGUAUCGUUUGCGAGUCUGCAGGCAUAUGUCCCGUUCCAAAAAACGAAGUAAAGCAAACAAGACCAACACCAUCAACAUCAACAACACCGGUGCAUCAGACAACGAGUAUUUGGCCAACUGUCGUCAAUCAAUCUAUCUUUACAAACGAGAAAUCAGCAGAAUACACCACUCCUAUUAUAAAUCGGUCGAAUGAAAACCAAUCUAAAAAGGAAUCAGGUCUGAACUCCUUAAUGGUUGCUGCGUCAAUUGCUGGGACCGGGACCACAAUCGUAAUAAUUUUACUAAUUUUCCUCCUCGGUCGACGUAGACAGAAAAAAAAAGAACCAAGAUAUUUACUUGGUCCGAAUCAGCAUUUACCGUCUACAAACCUAUCAAUCAAGAACGGGCAACAUGAUGGAGGUACCGUCUCCUACUCUGAUGGUGUUGUUGUCUGUGAGAACCAUCAAGGUCAGGGCGAGUCUUACAGCAUGCUUGAUGCAACAAACAUGCAUUCACCGUCUAGAACGUUAGUUGUUAAUGAUGUAUAUGCAACGCCAUAUAGUGACGCAGUGGCAAAUUAUGGAAUGCAAGAUCAAGGACAUGAUAUACCCAAUGCCGCAGACAUGGAUUCAAGCGCAGAAAAUGAAAACGGAUUAGGUGGUGAUGUGUAUGCCGUACCAGAUAAGAAGUCAAAAGGACGUAAAGAACAAGAAGUAGACGAAGCCUAUGAUACACCUGAUGCCAGUGACAUGCAACCAGCGUCGGAACAGCAUGGAAAGUCUGUUGACGUUUUAAACGAUACAUUAUAUGUAAAUGCAACCAAUAGUGCUCUUGAAGAAGCUGCUUAUGAUUCAAUCAACGCUAAUGACAAACAUUCAGGCAAACAAAAACUCGAUGGCGCAUACGAUGUUCCUUCUAAUAGAGACCCAAGUAGGCCUACAGGGGAUCGUCAGCAAGUUCAUGAUAGCACUUAUAAUGUGCUAAAUGGAGCAAAACUUCAUUCAAAGCCUGGAAAAUACAAGUCAGACAACGAAUAUGGUAGGCUUAAUACUGCACAUCAUAUGCCACCAAAAGACGACGUUUAUUCGUAUGUGGAGACUUCGAUAGGCUGCCGCGGAAUUGUGUCGCCAGGUGAAGAUAAUGCUUAUGACAAACUUCAGCGCAAUACAGAACUUGGUGACGCUUUGACAAAUGACAAUUAUUAUAAUUCACUUCAGUAGACCCUUCACUAACAUUCGAAUCUACAGUAUGUUGUACUUAAAGAAAAUACUAAUUAUAAAAUAAAUAGCAGAUAAAAUUGGUACAGCACUAUAGUCACUUAGUGCAGCCUUGCAUACUAUAAGCCUACUAGUUUGUGCCAUAUAGUGAAGAAUUCGAAUCUACAAAUAUGCCUAUUACUGUACCAUAGAGCAAAGAACUUUGUUCUAUGGCUGUACUUAAUGAAAAUACUAAUUAUUAUAAAUAAAAUAGCAGUACAAACAUGGUACAGCAUAGUGUUGCAUACUAUACUAGUUGGUGCAGUGUGUACAUCUUAAACAAACAAAAAAAUAUCUGUAUGUGUGUGUGUUAACUUUAAUUAGGCCUAUACAUUUAUCCAUAUAUUGUACUUAUUUAUACCGCCAUUAAUUGCGGGGGUGGGGGAUAGGCUUAUACAAAGUGAGCUAUUCAGAAUUCAAAAAAAAAAAAUUGUCAAAAUAUUUUUUAAAAGAAAAGAAAUUUAUAUUCAAAUUUAGGUCUGAGAGUGCCAUCUCCGGCCAUCUAGAGGUGCCAUAAGCAUAAAUUUUCUUAAAUUGAGG
This is a messenger RNA of Anneissia japonica, 1899 nucleotides long. RefSeq lists its product as uncharacterized. The transcript has 4 exons. The record is from RefSeq and is a predicted model, not a curated record. Bases 31 to 1323 code for a protein of 430 amino acids. Lineage: Eukaryota; Metazoa; Echinodermata; Crinoidea; Comatulida; Comatulidae.